CAGUAUUUUUCUGCUGAGAACAGGCGAUACUCAGAGGCCAUUAUCAUGAUAAGACAAGCGGUGUCUCUCCUGCUGCUAGCAGGAUGUGCUGUCGCCUACCCACAGGUGACGAUGAUGUUCCGGGACCAUAAGGUGUACCAGGCCGAGGUGAGGUGCUGCGACGGCAUCUUCAACACGCCACACUACUACAGGCGCGUGUUCAACGUGAGCGCGCUCUACCUGAGCUCGCACGUGCGCCGCGCCGGCACCGGAAUGAUGCUCCCCGAGCAGCAGGACAUCAGGGUCACCGUGACAGAGCUGCCCUCCGGGGGGUUCACCAGGACGGUCGCCACCGCCAGCUACUCGCAGGUCGCCGCGCCGGAGCAGCUGCUGCGGCUGCCCAUCAGCUACACCACCAACACGGCCUCCAUGUUCAUGUUCGAGAUCCGGUUCGACGAGGAGCUCACCUACCCUCAGUAUGCACCUUCCAACGCUCCCGACGCUCCCUUCUACGACAAUGUGUUCAAUUUGUACAUUGUCGGUAUGGACUACGAAUAUGUUGAUGUCUGAGCGAAAAAGUAGCAAUGUGUUUCCAAAGAGUUUCCGUUAUGCUAUUGAUGACAAAUGUAAGCAACGUUCUGUUGUUCACUCUGAAUCAAAGUUUAAUAUGCGUCAACGAGAACAUUAAUAGUAAUACUAAGCACUACUGCAUAUUUUCAUAUUGUAUCUAAAUCAAAUAAACCUUGGCAUGAGAAGUAACGUA
Molecule: messenger RNA, 742 nt
Organism: Schistocerca gregaria
Lineage: Eukaryota; Metazoa; Arthropoda; Insecta; Orthoptera; Acrididae
Exons: 2
Coding region: 46-549 (167 amino acids)
Source: RefSeq, a predicted model, not a curated record